This is a messenger RNA of Ciona intestinalis (vase tunicate), 1419 nucleotides long. The record is from RefSeq and is a predicted model, not a curated record. Lineage: Eukaryota; Metazoa; Chordata; Ascidiacea; Phlebobranchia; Cionidae.
AAUGUUCGCAUAAAAUUCUAUUUAUUUAAGUUAGGUUAUACCUAUGACAUAAUGCUCGUUAAACGCCUAAGGCAAGUCAGCAUUCACUCUCUAUUCAGAACCAGCCAAUCAGAAUGUUCAAGAUAGCAUGUCGUGGUAAUACCAAUAACCUAAACUAAUUUAGUAUGCUUAUAGUUAUAUUUGAAGUUCGUACAAUUUUACGGCGAAUAUAUAUAUCAAGCUUUGAGCUUAUUAGGUUAAAUAUGAAACUAUUAUGUUUUGCACAGGUUUUAUAUUGAUAGGUAUUUAACUUAUACACGUAAAAAGCACAAGAGGAAUUUGAACAAAGUUCAGAAUAAACGACGUUUGUCGCGGAGAUUUAAAAUGGAUAGGGGAAGAAAAAAACGUGCUUUUAGCAGUUUACCCACCCCUCAUGGUAUAAUUCUCUGGAUAUUUAUUUUUGUUUGCGCAACAUACCCAAACGGUAUUGCUGCGACUGAUGAAACAUCCGUGAAAGUUGAAGUCCAUUGGAACAACGAACAACCGUGGCAGUUACUUGGUGCUGCGGACCCCAUACAAAUACGUCGAGAUAUGGCACGAAUGAUGUCGGAUAAAUCCUACUAUAAUGAGGUGUUGGAGCAUCUGGCUCGAGGAAAAUCUCAUUCUAUAAAAAAGCGCCAAACAAGCUCUUCAAAUUCAUCGGAAAACCGUCCACCUUAUUUCACAUCUCCCAAGACAAUCGGUGUAACAGUUGGGGAAGUGUCCACUGCACAAGUGACUGCAAAAGAUCUUGAUAGGGAUAGGGUUACCAUUAUACUUGAAUCACCUUCACCAAGCUCGUCACUUACAAGCGGUAAUGUGCAUCAGUUCGGUAUCGUCAAUUGUCAAUUUAACGGCAAACUCAUUGAGUAAACUAUAUUUCAUAUCUGUCUUUAAACUAACAAGGUAGUCAUUUCACAUAAUGUAGAUAUCCAUCAAGUAUCGGAUGUUUUAAUUGUACAUAAAUGCUACUUGAAAAAAGCUACCGCAACCGUCUAUUCAGUUUCGUGUCACGCGUCUCCAAUUGAAAUUAGUUUGUCUACGUCACGACAGGAUAAUUACAAACUUUAGGUUUCGGAAAGGUUUGGAUUAGAUAGACGUUAGCGAUGAAGUUUGUAAUUGUACGUCACGAUAUUUAUUUACAAUAACUUCAUGCACACACAAAUUAAAAACAACAGUGCUUUCAGAAAGUCACAACUUGGUUAACAGUAUAUUGGUAUAUAAUCAAUUUCAUAGGGAAGCAAUGAAUCUCUCAACUUAAAUCACUGAUUUGGUUUUCCUUGAAAAAAGAUUAGGCUGGAGUAGAAUGUUGCGUAACAUUUUAAUCGUAUGUUCCUUGCAGACGUCACUUAACCCACAACGUGAUUAAUUGACGCAUAUUAUCGUUGAAAUUGAGAUGCG